ACACCGCUGAAAUAUUUAUCAAAUAGUCAUUGACGAAAUCGUUCCUUGUAGAGACUGAUAGCAACAUUUGCAGCAGCAGACUGUCUUAGCUCAACGGCUUGGACUCCGGAGCAUUUCGAAGUAGGACAGUCCUGACAUCGAAGCCCUUGAUUGAUAAACAAUGGAAACCAGCGGCAACAUUUCGGACUUUCUCUACCCGCUUUCUAAUCCAGUGAUGUCGAACCGCAGUGUGUUGUGCCGAAACUUCAGCAACAGCACCAGUUUUCUGAACAUGAACGGCUCCAGUCGUGACAGUACGGCUGAGCAGGACAAAACUCCAGUGAUAAUCGCGAUCAUCAUCACCACUUUGUACUCCAUAGUGUGUGUGGUGGGACUGGUGGGCAACGUCCUCGUCAUGUAUGUAAUUAUAAGAUACACCAAAAUGAAAACUGCGACCAACAUCUACAUCUUCAACCUUGCACUUGCAGAUGCCUUGGCAACAAGUACUCUGCCAUUUCAGAGUGUCAACUACCUGAUGGGUACAUGGCCUUUUGGAGACGUGGUCUGCAAGAUUGUCAUGUCCAUUGAUUACUACAACAUGUUUACCAGCAUCUUCACCCUCACCACUAUGAGUAUUGACCGCUACAUAGCUGUUUGCCACCCGGUUAAAGCCUUAGACUUCAGAACACCCCGUAAUGCCAAGAUUGUCAACGUGUGUAACUGGAUCCUUUCGUCUGCCAUCGGCCUCCCUGUCAUGGUCAUGGCCUCCACCACUAUUGAGAACCAAAACAGUCCAUUACAGGUUAGCAACUUCGACUGCACUUUACUCUUUCCCCAUCCUCCCUGGUACUGGGAGACCCUCCUGAAGAUCUGCGUCUUCAUCUUUGCCUUCAUCAUGCCUGUGCUCAUUAUCACAGUCUGUUACGGCUUGAUGAUUCUUCGCCUAAAGAGCGUACGCAUGCUGUCUGGCUCCAAGGAAAAGGAUCGCAACCUGCGGCGCAUCACCCGAAUGGUCCUGGUGGUGGUGGCGGUUUUCAUCAUCUGCUGGACCCCAAUCCACAUCUUUGUUAUCAUCAAGGCCCUUGUGACCAUUCCCAACUCUCUAUUCCAGACCGUCACUUGGCAUUUCUGCAUUGCCCUCGGCUACACAAACAGCUGCCUCAACCCAGUCCUCUACGCCUUUCUGGAUGAGAACUUUAAGCGCUGUUUCCGGGAGUUCUGUGUUCCCAGUCCCUCCGUGCUGGACCUGCAGAACUCCACACGCAACAGCAACCCCCAGUGUGAGGGCCAGUCUAGUGGCCACAAGGUAGACAGGAAUAAUCGGCAGGUAUGACUAGUCCUGGAGAUGUCAUCGCUGGAGUCGCGCUGCCAGCCCAGUGUUGACAUGAGCUCAGAGGUCACACAGGUCACCACAGGUGUUUGACACCUUAUAGGGGAAAUUCUAACCCAUAUGAGUUGCAGCAGGUGGCCUUGUCUGAAUCUCUUUAAGCAUCUUGUUUAAGCCUCCUCCAAAGAGUUGUUUCACAUACUUUCUUCAGAGACAGAAUGUCGAUGAGAAACUCACCUUAAACUAGACUUCAGGGUGAGAUUUCUAUUGACUUAUUUGGCAGACAUUUCUUUCCAAUGUGCAUUCAAGCUGUACAUUUUGUCAAUUAACUUUGUCCCCUGGGAUGUUGAGGCACUACCAUUGGAGCUGAAGGAACACAGCUACAUAUAUUGUUGAGGCACUAUCAUUGGCGCUGAAGGAACACAGCUACAUAUAUUGAGAUAAAAUGAAUUAUAUUAUGACAUAUUCUAAAUUACAGAUCUUGUAACAAGCCUAGCUUAUAUGUGAUGUUCACUGUGUUGCAUCAAAUGCAUCCUUGCAUUAGUCCAUCAUUCAAGAACUGUAUAAUAUAAAAAUCCCCUUUAACAUGUAAACAAUUCUUAAUAUGCUGUAUGAAUAAUCAUUUUAUAAGUGAUAAUAUUGCUUUAUUUGUAGACAGCUAAAACAACCCAUCAGAAAAUGUAAAUGAUGUAUUGAGCAUGACAUUUAAUUCUUUCAGCUUUCACUGUAUUUUUCGUUCUUUUUCAACAUAUUUAGAUUUCAAUUUUCUUUCAUGACCAAUAUAACAGUUUGGUUAAAAUGUAUUAUUCAAUUGUGUUCCUUGGGAGUGAGAUUAAUCAUCAAAUGACUGUUGGACGUAACACAGAUUUUCUGUGGACUUCAUAUAAAAGGGAAGAUAAUAAGUUCUUGCAACAAUGGAUAAUUUUCACGCUUCAGUGGUGACAAAUGUAUUGUGCUUGUAUGCUGAUGCAAAUUUCUUGUUCUGAAGUAA
Molecule: messenger RNA, 2297 nt
Organism: Xyrauchen texanus (razorback sucker)
Lineage: Eukaryota; Metazoa; Chordata; Actinopteri; Cypriniformes; Catostomidae
Product: delta-type opioid receptor-like
Exons: 3
Coding region: 161-1312 (383 amino acids)
Biological process (GO): sensory perception of pain; G protein-coupled opioid receptor signaling pathway; neuropeptide signaling pathway
Cellular component (GO): neuron projection; membrane
Molecular function (GO): G-protein beta-subunit binding; morphine receptor activity; G-protein alpha-subunit binding
Source: RefSeq, a predicted model, not a curated record